This is a messenger RNA of Mya arenaria, 986 nucleotides long. RefSeq lists its product as uncharacterized. The transcript is spliced from 3 exons. The coding region runs from base 78 to 986 and encodes 302 amino acids. The record is from RefSeq and is a predicted model, not a curated record. Lineage: Eukaryota; Metazoa; Mollusca; Bivalvia; Myida; Myidae.
CACACACAUACAUUCCCAUUCUUGACCUCGUUCAUGACAUUGUUAUCUUACCAAUAGAAGUGUCUUAAGAAGGAUAAAUGGAUAAUUCUUCAAAGUUUGGGGACGGAUCGUUACAAAAGCGACGGACAAGAAGCAUACGAAAGUACUUGAAUUAUCAGUGGGAGAAUGACAAAAUAGAACACAUCCGAGCAACGCUCCCUGGCAUCUCCUUCGAGGCUUUAGACGCCCCAGCUGAAAAGAUCACCCCCUGGUCACUUGUCAAGCUUUUCGACUCCCUUGAUCAAGGCUAUUUUUGGUCAGCCCCGACCAAACCAGGCGACCCGGUCUACCAGCCGAUUUUCUACAUUUUGAACCUAUGCAUGGACAUCGAAGAGGAACUCUAUGACGCUAAUACUCCCAAGUAUCCACUAGUUCUUGACAGCGUUCUUAAAUACGUGAAAAACUCCUCCCGGUGCGUUGAGAAAACGCUGUCCCAUCCCGAUACUAACACGCGCUACGCAACGUACCGUGAAAUUGACGUCAACGUUGAUUACGCAACCCGAAAACCGACGCCAUUACCUAAUUGGUGGAAAGCAAAACUGAACGUUCCGUCGGACGGUGAAAGACAACAGUUCAGCAUCCCGGCCAAACCACCCAGUGGAACAGUUUGCUCACCCCAGCGUGUCAGUUUUAGCGACACAGACGACAAUCAGCAUACAAACUUUGCUUCUUACGUAAAAUUCUGCUGUGAUGCUUUCUACGAGAACGUGGUUGCGGGACGUUACGGUAAAGAAAUCAACGUUUACGACUGUAGACUGAAACGCCUAGAAGUAACGUACCACAAAGACAGCGAGCUCGGAGAUUGCCUUGUUAUUGAGUCUUGGCAGGACGGAAUCAAUCGAGACACAUUUUUUUUCGAAAUUAGGAAGGAUUCUGAUGUUUUGCUGUCUGCAAUGCUUCGGUUCUAUGGUUCAAACAAAACACACGAUUUACAUUCUAAUCUUUGA